CGAGCCUCCUACUAACUCGAUGACGUAUGGCGUGUGUUUCGGGGAGAUAUCGGUCACUCUUUACCGGUACAUGGCAUUAGAUGUCCACAAGCUCCCCGAUAGCUACUCAUGCGGCGAAACAAUCUUAAGCGCUGGGGUCGACGCGUCUGUUCGGCCUCUGUUUCUUCCUGGCCCCCUUCAGCGUCUGCGUUCUUCCCUUCGUCGCGUUAAUCGCCUGGACCCUGCAUCAGAGCUAGGCUGCCGCGCUCACGUGUUUUGAUAUUUUCGCGUCUUGCCCUUCCUGGAAUUAAUGAUACCCCAUUUCUCACCUGCUCGAGUAGAGCUUUGCGAAAAACCUAUCCUCAAAAUUCUCCGACACUCCUGGUUCGAGGAAAUCUUCCGCCCCAGGAUGGAUCCGUCAAUAAUAAACAACUGUGUAUUGCUGCUCAAUUUGCCCCCCAAGGCACUUGCUGGCAUCGACCUCCUGUCCUUCACUUCAUCACCACGUUUUCGAGGAGUCAAAAAUAUUCCACCAGGCCUGCAUUUUGUUUUCACUGCAAGCGACAGUACUUUGUCUGUAAGGCACGGAGCCUGGUUCUAUGUCACGCCUGGCGUAGGCUCGCCGCAAGUCUUUGUUAAGAAAUGGGAUGAGAGUACCGAGGACCUUGUAGCCGAAACCUCGCAGACCGAAGUCCUGAGACACAAGGCGAACCUCGGAAGCAUAUGGAAAGAUGGCCUGACACCUUACCGACAAAGCGUCCAGGAAGGGGACUCUGGUGCUGAAGAAGGCUGGUCUGAGGAAUCUACGGACUGGAGCAAGCUUACAUCGCAAGUCACACCCACUGUGCUAUCGAGGAUAUGUGGCCUGAACCCGGAUCACUGGAACUUGACAUCCGCGUCAUCCGCCUCACAGGACCUGGAUGAGAUACCCGGCCUAGAGACUAGCAACAGCAUGCUACAUCCGGAGAAGGAGCUACGAUUCCUGCCCAUCGAUCUGAAAAAGACUUGGAGAGAAGGCGCGACCGGGAGAGAGCGUACAGAAGCUGCGCAAGACCGAUCCUGGUUUCUGGGAGACCUCAUCGACAACCACUGCCAGGCGGGCGAUCUACGUGGACGAGAGGACGAAAUCUUGGGCGAGCUGCAAUUUACUUUCCUUAUGGUCUUGACCCUCAACAACAAUUCCUGUCUUGAACAGUGGAAGCGACUCCUGCGCCUUUUACUCACAUGUCGGCAAGCCGUUAAGCAGCGAUCGCGCCUGUUCCUCGAUUUCUUGCGAUGCUUGCGAAUACAGCUUGGCCAUUGCGCUAAUAUAGAAGGCGACUUAUUCGACAUGAACGAUGUUGGUGGAGGCUUCUUGAAACCGCUCUUCGGCCAAUUCCGCAAAGCUCUCGACGACUUCGACGGAAAGUGGAAAGCUGACUUGGUAGACGAGCUAGAGGAUCUGCAAGACUAUAUGCAGAAGGAGUUCGGAUGGGAACCAGAGGGCUCUUAUUUGAAGCGUGGUAUGCUGGAACUAGAGGACGGUGAAAGGGUAGAGAUGGAAGUCAAUGGUGCAGACGCUGAUGAUGAGUUGGGCGACUACGCACCUACUGUUGUAGACCUGACCCCAGAACAGCAGAAGCUGCUAAACCGGAGCGAUGUCGGUCACGCAAAGCCAACGAACGGCGGCGUUGACGUAGAGUCAGAGGACGACGUCGAUCUAGACGACAUGGACACGCGAUACUGAAGCCGUGAGAAGACCGUGCAUAACCGGUGAAAUUGAACCAGUCUGCCCACCCGCUCAGCUCACCGGUUCUAUCUCCACACACCUGGUCUCGUCACGUCUCGGUUGGUCGAAAUCAACAAACCUUGCGGCGGCACAGCGGUGCAAAAAUAGGCAUCUGCAGGAACGGGCAGCCCCCUAGUCGCUAGUAGAUAUUCUGUAACCACGUGCUGAUCGCUGUUGUCUGCACAGCCUUACACCUAAUGUCAAAUGCCAUCAUACUUCUGCGCAAUGUCCAGUUCGAGAUCUAUGUGAUGUAGCCAAGACGAUGUGGCAACAAAGCAUGCCGAUGUCCGUUGUGGUGCGGCG
This is a messenger RNA of Alternaria rosae, 2050 nucleotides long. RefSeq names its product AAR2 domain-containing protein. NCBI's taxonomy places the organism in Eukaryota, Fungi, Ascomycota, Dothideomycetes, Pleosporales, Pleosporaceae. The record is from RefSeq and is a predicted model, not a curated record. The transcript has a single exon. Bases 290 to 1705 code for a protein of 471 amino acids. Gene Ontology annotation, biological process: spliceosomal tri-snRNP complex assembly.